AUGGUGUGGAGUAUUUUAGCUGAUAUUGAUAUAUAUUAUGCUGUACAUGAUAUAAAGCCAGAGGAUGUUGGGCUAAGCAAUAGGCUGCAGAAGAUCUUCAGUGCUCAAGAUGCAGCUAAAGGGCAUCUAAUGGAAGAUGGAGUUAAAGGGUCUCCAAUUGUGACAUACACAACCAUAUACAAGUUUUCGAAAUUUUCGCAUUCUUUUUGUUACUCCUUUGUGCAACUAUGCCUUUUCUUUCUUCCUGCAACUGCUGUUAUCCCCUUGCAUAACCAUCCGGAAAUGACUGUGUUUAGCAAACUCCUUCUGGGAACAAUGCACAUAAAAUCGUAUGAUUUGGUUGAUCCAGUGAGCUCCCAUGACUCUCCGCCACAUUCACAACCUAGAUUCGCAAGGUUAGUAGCGGACAAUAAUUUCACAGCGCCUUGCGACACUUCUGUAUUGUAUCCAACCACCGGUGGCAAUAUCCACGAAUUCACAGCUAUUACAACGUGUGAAGUGCUAGACGUGCUUAAACCUCCCUAUUCGAAAGCUGAUGAUCGAGACUGCUCACACUACGAGGAGUUUCCAUUCUCUGCUUUUUCAAAAAAUUCAGUGAAUACGGAGGAGGGUGAGUGUUAUAGGUGGUUGGAAGAGAUUGAAGUGUCGGAGAAUUCACAGAUGGAUGAAAUUGAGUACUUAGGUCCACAUAUUGAUGAUAAAUAG
This is a messenger RNA of Pistacia vera, 705 nucleotides long. Its product is annotated as plant cysteine oxidase 2-like. The transcript is spliced from 5 exons. The coding region runs from base 1 to 705 and encodes 234 amino acids. Gene Ontology annotation, molecular function: oxidoreductase activity, acting on single donors with incorporation of molecular oxygen, incorporation of two atoms of oxygen. NCBI's taxonomy places the organism in Eukaryota, Viridiplantae, Streptophyta, Magnoliopsida, Sapindales, Anacardiaceae. The record is from RefSeq and is a predicted model, not a curated record.